Molecule: messenger RNA, 2417 nt
Organism: Mycetomoellerius zeteki
Lineage: Eukaryota; Metazoa; Arthropoda; Insecta; Hymenoptera; Formicidae
Gene: hfp
Product: Poly(U)-binding-splicing factor hfp
Exons: 10
Coding region: 138-1922 (594 amino acids)
Biological process (GO): regulation of alternative mRNA splicing, via spliceosome; alternative mRNA splicing, via spliceosome; mRNA splice site recognition
Cellular component (GO): catalytic step 2 spliceosome; precatalytic spliceosome
Molecular function (GO): RNA binding
Source: RefSeq, a predicted model, not a curated record
GCGGUACUUCCGCGAAGAAGAAGUGCAUCGUGCUGCGGUGUGAACAACUCGUCGCGUGUUUCGUGGUUUCGUCCAGGAAUUUUCGACAGAUCCUAAUCCUAGGCCACCCACGUCCGCCCAGGAACGGCUCUCGUGGAAUGAUGAAUGGAACGAUGGCCAUGGCACCAACGUCGCAAAACAGUGCAGAACCACCGGUGAAGAAGACCAAAGUCGAAGGAAAUGCUUCAGAGUUCUUACCAGGCCCUAUUUAUGAUCUCAAUCAAAUAGGUCAAGUUGUUGCUGGACCUGGCGCUAAAUAUCUGACACUGCCUGGAAUAUUAGGAGCUGGUCUACCGAAAAUUUCAUCCGAGCAACAAGACACUGUGAACAGGGCGAAGAAGUAUGCGAUGGAGCAAAGCAUUAAGAUGGUCCUCAUGAAGCAGACCUUGGCUCAUCAACAACAGCAAAUGGCUAGUCAACGGAAUCAGGUGCAAAGACAGCAGGCUCUCGCUCUCAUGUGCAGGGUUUAUGUGGGCAGCAUCAGUUUUGAAUUGAAAGAAGAUACAAUCAGGCAAGCUUUCUUGCCAUUCGGACCAAUCAAGUCCAUCAAUAUGUCUUGGGAUCCCGUUACGCAGAAACACAAGGGCUUCGCCUUUGUUGAAUACGAGAUACCCGAAGCCGCGCAACUUGCUUUGGAGCAAAUGAACGGUGUCAUGAUCGGUGGCCGCAACAUCAAGGUCGUAGGACGUCCAUCCAACAUGCCACAAGCACAAUCGGUGAUUGACGAGAUCACCGAGGAAAGUAAACAUUAUAAUCGCAUUUAUAUCGCAUCGAUACAUCAAGAUCUGACAGAAGAUGACAUCAAGUCAGUUUUCGAGGCAUUCGGGCCAAUCACGUAUUGCAAACUUGCACAAGGCAGUUCUCCACAUCGACAUAAGGGUUAUGGCUUCAUCGAGUAUGAGACAAUGCAGGCUGCUUUGGAAGCUAUCGCCUCCAUGAACUUGUUCGAUUUGGGUGGCCAGUAUCUGAGAGUAGGCAGAGCUAUAACACCACCGAACGCGCUCAUGGGACCACCUAGUGGUACCAGUAUGAUGCCAACCGCAGCCGCGGUGGCUGCAGCAGCUGCAACAGCAAAAAUUCAAGCAAUGGAUGCAGUUGCCAGUAAUGCCGUCGCGUUAGGUCUCACUAAACUUGGAGCUACUGCACCACCAAUCCUGAAUCAAACACUUCCUGUAGGUGUAGUACGACCUACUAUAGCGUCUGCAACAAUAAUGGCACCACCAACGGUAGCAACGGUAGCACCAGUGAUACCUCCACCUGGCAUAGCCAUACCGCAAACCUUAACGCGACCGCCCGCUAUUAUCCAACCGAUUCCUGGCCAACCGGUUGUCAUACCACCUCCCGCUGUUGUCGCGCCUACGAUUGUCGGCACGCCAGUUAUACCAGUUACAACCACCGCAAAUUCCGACAUUAUGAGGCGAGCGCAGGAACAAGCGGCUCAUCAAAAACAACAGGAAGAAUUACAGAAGAAACUCUUAGAAGAAACGGAACCGCAGACGUUGCAGCAGCAAGAGAAUAUGUCAAUCAAGGGCCAGAGCGCGCGUCAUCUCGUAAUGCAAAAGCUUAUGCGUAAAGUCGAAUCCCGAGUCGUUAUUUUAAGAAAUAUGGUAGCACCAGAGGAUGUGGACGAGACCCUACAGGAGGAAAUUCAGGACGAGUGCUCUAAGUUCGGUGUGGUUGUACGAGUUAUUAUUUAUAAAGAGAGACAGUCCGAGGACGACGAAAACGCGGAAGUAAUCGUAAAGAUAUUCGUCGAAUUCGCUGAAAUGAAUGAAGCAGAACGUGCAAGAGAUUCACUAAACGGUCGUUAUUUCGGCGGACGACUGGUUAAAGGAGAGCUAUAUGAUCAAGCUCUAUUUGAUAAUAGUGAUUUUUCUGGUUGAUGCAAACUGUUCUCAUUUGAUAUAUAUUAAGUUUUUGUCAAUUAAAUUCGUGUAAGAGACAAAAUUUAAUGUUGACUGAUAGCUUGAUCUUCAUUGUUUAAGCUACUAUUUAUAAUGAAAUCUUAGAGUCACGUGUUGAAGUCAAGAAGUCAAAAGUGCACGCGAUUCACGGCUCUAAUCACCAAUUUGUAGUGAUCCAAACGCUAAGUGUAGGAACUGCACAGCGCAAACAGAAAGCGAUUCAAAUUUAUCAAAUGUUGAUUUAGAAUGUUAUUCAUUUAAUUUUUCCCCCUCCCCCAUGUAAAACGGAUCUUUAUACCCUAUUUCGUACGUCAUUAGUUUCAUAUCACGGACCGCAAUUGCAAACUGGGUCAUAGUAUCUUGAAACAUUAAUAUUUCGUACAUCUAUCCAAUAUAUAGUACCUUUGUUAUAAUUUUGUCGAGAAUGAUUGUAUAUGAAAGCGAUAGAUCUUAAUUUACAUGUAUAGAAAAAGA